AUGCAGGAUCAAGGACAACGACCACGUCAGGAAGAUCGAUAUGCGUUUAUAACUCCACAAGGCUUCCCUGCCUGCGAUCACAGACAAUUUGCGUUCUUUGCAGUCUACGAUGGACAGCCUUUUCCCAACGGUGGGCCUAAUAUCUCGGAUCACGCAAGCGAACAUCUUCAUUUAAACCUUAUUUCAUCGCCCGCCUUCCAAGCUGGCGACUGUGAAAAUGCUAUCCGUGGUGCGAUAGACGCGGAAGAGAAUCAGCUAAUCGAAGGAUUCGCAUCGAGUGGAAAUGACGCUUCAACUAGUGGUUCAACGGUUGCCUUGGCCCUAGUUGAUUUGAAUAAGGGAGAGGUGGUUAUUACGAAUUUGGGAGAUUCACAUAUUGUAUUAGGAGAGCUGGAAUGGACUGGAGGGAAACUCACGUACAAGGUAAAAAGGCUAACGACAGCGGAUAAUCCCGAUGUGCUGGAAGAAAAAUCUCGAGUCGAAGCUGCUGGCACCAUAAAGAUGUCCCGCGCGCUCCGGGUUCUACAAUAUAAAAAACCACUGAACGAUGAAGAUGCCGCACGAGACUUCAUAUCGAGCCAACCCCACAUAUGUCUCCUCAAACCUAAUCCCGACAUUUUAAGCGUCCUCAUCAUAGCCACGCAUGAUGUGCGGACUGUUGAUGAGCAUACGCUGGUCGAAUUUAUUGGCCAGCAAAUGGAAGAGGGGCAUGAUGCAGGGAGCAUUUGUGAGAAAUAUUACACAAAAAUGUGCAUCAAGAAAACAAGCAGGUAA
Molecule: messenger RNA, 774 nt
Organism: Coccidioides posadasii C735 delta SOWgp
Lineage: Eukaryota; Fungi; Ascomycota; Eurotiomycetes; Onygenales; Onygenaceae
Source: RefSeq, a predicted model, not a curated record